CUCUGCAUUGCCCUUGUCCUUGUCAGCUCCCAAGGCUGGCCUAUUCGCUCGACCGCAGCCACUCCCGAGACCCGCAUGCCAGACCGGCACAUCAACACUAUCGCAUCGCCCUGUCCAAGGCUGUCUUAGACAAGACAAGGGCUAGUGACAGGAGACCAAUCGCCGCUAUAAAUACACCUGUGCCAGUUCCUUCAUGGAGCAUUCCCGGUGUCCGUGCAUGUUCCCAUACAUCAGCUCGUCAUACAUCAUCUCUCCUGGAUCCAAACAGAGCCAAUGAGAUUGCCCAUCGGUAGAAAGGGGAGAAUGGCAGCAUCUUCAGGCGCAGGGUAAUGCUCGGUAAUUUAAGCCGCCGCUCACCAGCGCCUUUCCAGCACAACUCCGUAUGUGGGGUGCAGGUCCUAUUCCAUGUAAGGAUAGACGGUUUACAUGGCUCUGUUAUUACCAAUUGACGUGCCGACCUCGACUUGCUUCUUACAUCUGCGCCGUCUUUGACCAAACGCUCUCCUUUCUUUCCUUUUACCUUUGAAUUUCAUUCGUGUGUGCUAUUUCCAGCGUCAACAACAUGUUUCCCGUGCGACCCAACCGAACGGCGUCCUUGACCGCAGCGCAACAACAAGCAGUGGUGCAGAGACAGGCCUAUUUGCCCGGCCAACCCGUGUCGGUCCUAUUCGUAUGUUUGGGCAACAUCUGCCGGUCGACGAUGGCAGAGGGAAUCUUCAGACACAUGGCGGCACAGCCGCAGUACAAGGAGAAGAUUGGAGACGUUGAUUCCUGCGGAACAGCUGCGUAUCAUGCGGGCGAACCACCAGAUGAUCGGACUCUGGAGACUCUAGAGAAACACGACAUCUUCGACUACGAUCACGAUGCGCGCCGCAUUACGCGAAGCGACUUUGACAGAUUCGACUACAUCUUCGCCAUGGACCUCUCCAACCUCUCAGACCUCGAACGCCUCAAGCGCGAAAACAAAGACUCCAAGGCCAAGGUGAUGCUCUACGGCGAUUACAGCGGCACCAAGAAGCCAGAAGUCGUCAGCGACCCCUAUUACGGUGGCCAGGAUGGCUUUGACAAGGCUUUUGAGCAGUGUUCUCGCUUUGCCAAGAACUUUCUACAAGAUGUGGUGGGCGAUUCAACGGAAAAAGAAAAAGAAUAAAAUUACAGAACAAGAUGGAGAGAUCAAAGAAAGGGGGGUGGGAGGGAAGUGUACGUGCGCACGCAUGCAUGCAUGGGUAGAUUUACCCCUGGUUUUGUUUUUAUUUCCUUUGUGAAAUGACAAUUGGAGUAGAUGGGAAACGGCGGGAUUUGAUACCCAACACUUUGUUACCUGGGAUACGCGGAUUAUACUACACAAGUUAUUAAUAUGCCUAGAUACACACAAAGCAUUUUGGGGGAUACAUGGUUUUGUAGAUGAUACAACAAGACACUGAUUUUUAAUUUAGAGCUUUACAUUCAACAUAACGAGAAGGAGGGUCGUUGAUAAUAUGAGUGCUGCGGUUUGAUAGAGUUAAUGAAAGAGCCUGUGUUAAUAGCUC
Trichoderma atroviride IMI 206040 is the source of this 1529-nucleotide messenger RNA. RefSeq lists its product as uncharacterized. Lineage: Eukaryota; Fungi; Ascomycota; Sordariomycetes; Hypocreales; Hypocreaceae. Gene Ontology annotation, biological process: protein dephosphorylation. The record is from RefSeq and is a predicted model, not a curated record. Gene Ontology annotation, cellular component: cytoplasm. Gene Ontology annotation, molecular function: non-membrane spanning protein tyrosine phosphatase activity; acid phosphatase activity.